Purpureocillium lilacinum is the source of this 825-nucleotide messenger RNA. RefSeq lists its product as uncharacterized. NCBI's taxonomy places the organism in Eukaryota, Fungi, Ascomycota, Sordariomycetes, Hypocreales, Ophiocordycipitaceae. The record is from RefSeq and is a predicted model, not a curated record.
AUGUCGGGACUCGACAGCUACACUGCCGGCAUGACCGAGGUGCCCGAGAACCUCUUCCACACGGUCCUCACCGUCGUGGAUCUGCACAACGACCCCUCGGGCGGCACGCGCUCCUACUACGUGCUGGGCACCCACGGCACGCUCGAGGCCGCCAAGGUCUACAGCACCGUCGCCCUGCAGGAGCUCGGCUUCCACCGCGAUGACUUUGACGACUAUGCCGCGCGUCCGGCCCCCGGUGCCGGUGCUGCCGCCUCCGCCUCCACUGCCGCCGCGGUAGAGCAGGCCGUCACGGCAGAGGCCUGGCCGCACGGCGAGGGUGUGCUGCUCUUCGCGCGCGCCCCCGCCGGACACGAGUUCACGAUACGCAUCGACACGACGCCCAACAACGAGUCCCUGCGCGCCAGAGCCGGCAGCACCGGCAGCGGCGGCGGCGCGCUGCUCCUCCCGGACGGGGCGCGCUUCCUGCACUACGUCCUGCAGACGACGGUCGACUACAACGUGGACCGCACGGGCGCCGCGCAGACGGCCGAGAUCGAGGGCGCCUACGUCCACCGCGCCGACGCCUGGACCGCCGCCCACAGGUGCCUCGACAGGGACGACUAUGCCGAGUACGACUCCCGCGGGGAUGCCGAGUUCCUCGGCGAGUGGCCCUAUGGCGAGGACGUCGUCGUGCAUGCCGUUGCCGACACGGGCCAGAACUUUCAAGUCGCUGUAAAGACGCCGCCCCAUGGGGAUGAGAAGCGCCGCGCCGAGCUGAAAAAGACUGUCAAGCGGCAUAAAGCCGAGGAGGCAAAAGCCCGGGUGGGAAGGGAUAUGACCGACUAA